Molecule: messenger RNA, 3104 nt
Organism: Amborella trichopoda
Lineage: Eukaryota; Viridiplantae; Streptophyta; Magnoliopsida; Amborellales; Amborellaceae
Biological process (GO): asymmetric cell division
Source: RefSeq, a predicted model, not a curated record
UUCACUCUAGGAAAUUUCUGUCGCCAACCUAUUUGUCUCUCUUAAUUUUCUCUCACUAGUAAAUUUCUGUCCUAGAUAAUAGGGCAUUGGGCCUUGCUCCACCGAGCUUUUGGAUCCACAGCUUUCUUUGGGCUUGAAAUGAUCGAGUUAUCUUAAUGUCAAUGCUCUCUGUCUCUCUAAGCAUUGGAGUGGGUUAUCUCCAUGGUCAUCAGCAGGCAAGUGCAUUGUCUCCACCAUUAAAGUCCCUGUCUUUCUCUCUCCUUCUUGAAUCUUUCUUUCAGGUAAGAAAUGGUCCAUUUUUAGUGGUUUAACACUCUCCUUCCCUCUCUGCUUUGCACCCCAAAUACCCAUCUCCCUAAAUCUUUGGGAAAGAUAAAAAUUUUGGUUCACUCUUCUAUUGGGUCCCUGGUUUUAAUGUGGCUAGAAAGCCUUGGUGUUCUUAUCUUUGUAGUUUUUGUGAAAUGGGUUUUGGGUUUUGAAAGAGAGGUAUGGAUAUAUGGGUUGUUUUAGCAGCUGCUGGUACUGGUUAUCUCUCUAACUUUUGGCAAAACGUGAAUAAAGAGAGAGAAACACCAUAUGCUCCAUCUCCAGGUAGAUUUAUUUAGGCUGAUUGAAUACAGAGAGAAAAUUCUAGGCAUUUGGAUUCGACCCACCUUAGGGAAAACCAUUGUGGGAAUUAUAGGAAGAGAAAAGAAUUUCGGAGCCGACAUCUUGAGAAACGAGCAAUCUCAGGAACGCAGUGUGUAAGUGGUUUUUCCUCUACUGAAAAUUCGAGCGGUCAAGAAUGUGAAGAUAUUAAUGUUUGUUCAAUGGCUUCAACCAGUGGCAAUGAUCCUGAAACCCAAGUGGGUUGUAGAGAGAGAAAGGGUUUUCUGUUGUUGGGUUUGCAGACAAAGUUCUGCAAGAAGGAAACUGGGUCUGUUGGUAAAUUGUUUUCAGAUUCAAAUGAAGAGAGAAGUUUAAUUUUGCCUGAAUUUUCACCUAGAGAAGUUGAUUUUAGGAGCAAGUCCUGCAAAACUAGGGAGUUUCAUUGUAGGCAAAGGUCGUGGAGGGCUCCUGUGAAGCCUGUGAAUGCUCUCGAGAGUUGUCUUAUUGCUCAGUUAUGUAGAGAGAGAGAGGAAAUGGGAGAAUUUGGGUUCACUCCUCUGCCAUCUCCAUAUUUAAGGGUGACAAGACCAGCUCUUAUAAGCGAUGGUUGUAGAAGCAGUGAGAAUAGUAAUAAUCCAGCAGCUUCUCAAUUUCAAAGCUUAGAACAUAAAAUGCAAGAGGAAGAUGGGACAAUAGCAAAAGGAAAUGAAAGUGUAAUGGGAAUUCCUCCGUUAAAAAAAGUAAUGGGAAUUCCUCCUCUAUCUAAGCCAGAGUUGAGAGAGAACCAUAUCACAAGGAAGCGUCAAAAAGGAAAGAGGCGGUUUGGAAGAUUCAAAGCUUCGAAUGAUAGACCCGCAAGUAAAAAUCUCCAUUCACUAGGAUCAAGUGAUGGAUGGCUUCUCUUUUGUUGUGGGAUUGUUGUUGGUGUGAUGUCCACUAUGUUUUCAACUAAGAAAGAGGUGGACAAGUUAAAUGAGUUGCUGAAGCAGAGUGAGAACUUAGUUCAAGAUUUAGAAGAAGAGUUGGAGAUGAAAGAUUCAAUGACUUUGAAGGAGCUAACAAGUGAUGCAUUUCCAUAUCAAGAAAACAAUGAUUCUUCUGUAAAUCAGAGACCAUCAACUUCUCUCGCUGAUCAGAAACCAGAUCAAUCUUGCUCCAAUGAGAAAGAAUUAGAUUUUCAGAAGAGGGAGGAGCAUGCCGAAUUAGAUUUUCAGAAGAGGGAGGAGCAUACCAACUAUAUGAGCAAAAUAGAGGCAGAGCUUGAGGCGGAACUGGAGAGACUGGAAUUAAACAUAAAUACAUCUGCCCAUCAAAGAAGAUUUUCUGGCCCUAAUGAGCUUGAUCCAGAUUGUAUGGCAGAUAUUGUCCAUGGAGAACUACGAGCUGACAUGGUUGGUGGUGGUGGAGACACAACUGACUCUAACCGUGAUGGCACUCAGUCGGUCACCCCACCACCCCAGUCUCUGUGUCAUGCAGUUUCUCCACGUGAACUCAGCGUACGCCUACACCAAGUCAUACAAUCAAGGCUUGAACAGAGAAUCGUAGAGCUAGAAACAGCUCUUGAGCUCAGCCAAAAGAGGCUUCAGAGCCUAGAAAAUGAUCGCCCAGAGAUAGACGUAUCUUUUGGUCAGAAGUUAUUCUCCAGUAGCGAGGUUUCGUCCACGCAAGAGAGCCCUACAUGGAACUACCAAGGCCAAUUUGAUCAGCUAAGAGAUAGAUACGAUCCAAUUAGCAUUAAUAAUCCUGAGAAAACCAGAGAAACAGAUAUGUGGGCUUCAAAGGGAGCAGAUAGUGGUUUUGAGGCAUACGAGGAGUUUGUCAACAUGGGCAUAACACAGGUAGAAAAUGGCGAGGGAGAAUUGAAGAGCACAAAAGAUGGAGAGAUAGAAGGGACCCAUCUCGGAAGGAGCACUAGAGAUGAUGAGGAAGAAGAAAUCCAUUUCUUAGAAGGCACAACAGGUGAGGAGGAAGAAGAAAUCCAUAUCUUAGAGGGCACAACAGGUGAUGAGAAUGAAGAAACCUAUUUCUUAAAUAUCCGAGGAGAUGGGGACAGCAAAGAAACUCAUUUUUUAAAGGCCAUGAAAGAUCAGAGAGAAGAGACCAAUUGGUUAAAGUGUGUAAAAGACGAAAGAGAAGAAAUCCAUUUCUCCCAAUUUAGACAGGGAUUAAAUGGAGAUGGGAUUCCGUGCCCGAAAAGGAUCUCAAUUGAUGUGAAAGGAUUGGUUCAAGAGAAGAUAAAGACAUGGGAAAAGGUUAAGACAGGGAGUUGCAGUGGAAGAUCUGAUGAAGGGUCCAGUGAUAGUGAGGAAGACGAGGUGAGCAAGCUCUUGAUCCAACACAUUGUGGAAAGAGCAAAAAGGGGUUCACCAGCUCUGCAUAAUGCUCAGAAGAUACUAUUUUCCAUGGAUGAAACACUACGGAAAUGAGAGCAUUGGAUGGGUUCGCUUAUCCAUCCCUACUUUGAUGUGUACUUAAUUUAAUUUUCUUCUAUAAAGUAUCACCAUUCAUUUUUUGAA